GUUUAAAGUAACUGAACUGAACGAGUGCCAAUGUAUAUAUAAUAUUGGUUUAUUUCUUGUUGCUGAAAGAUAUCGAUUGCAACACCACAGCAUCGAAAUCAUCUUUUGAAUAUCAAAAAUAUUUCAAAACAGUGAGGAAAAACGGCAACUGGUUAGCAACUGACGAUGUCAUAUCAAGUUAUGUUGUUCAUUCUGAAAUUGAAUGCUCCUUAAAGUGCCUGGAAGAACAAAUGUGUGUGGCUUACAACUACAGACCUAAAUUAGCACGAGAUGAAAUAAACUGUCAAAUCAGCAAUAGUACUUCACAAAAGGAUGUUAAAGUUUUUGCAAAGGGAGAGUGGAUACUUCACCAAGACUUGGAAACAUUUUGCAGUUGCGAGGAGAAUCUAUCUCUGGGGGAAACAUUCAAAAACCUCUGUAAAGAACAAAAUAUCACCUUCCAUUGUUAUCACGAUAAAAUGGAAAGAACAUGUCAACGUGGAAUCUACUUUUCCAUUUAUAUUUCUGCUCACAUCAAAUGUUUAUCGGUCAGUAGCAAUGACAUCGUUGUAGGAAAGCCCUGUGAGCCAAAUGACGCAAAGCAAAAAUGGUCGUGGAUAAAUGGAGGAAAUCAACUCAUUAACAAAAACUCGAAUAAAUGUCUGGAUGUUGAAGGCGAGAUUAAAUUUAAAAGCAAGGUUCGUGUGUCUUGUUGUGAUAAUAGUGUACCUGGCCAACGCUGGUCAUGUUCUGAAGACUUCAUUCUGGUCGGUGGAACAAUUUUUAGGUUAUACCUAGGUACGAAGUGUCAAUUAUAUAAGGCUUGUCUAGGUAAUAACAAUGGCACAUGGAAUCAUUGGAAAAUCUUCGGUACAACAGAAAACAUAUGUACUGCAAAGCCUUUAGGUAAUUCCUAAAGUUUUCAUUACUUCUGAACAGUACUUCAUAUACAAUGCAAAGAAA
Molecule: messenger RNA, 942 nt
Organism: Dendronephthya gigantea
Lineage: Eukaryota; Metazoa; Cnidaria; Anthozoa; Malacalcyonacea; Nephtheidae
Product: macrophage mannose receptor 1-like
Exons: 4
Coding region: 231-896 (221 amino acids)
Source: RefSeq, a predicted model, not a curated record